Molecule: messenger RNA, 537 nt
Organism: Paramecium pentaurelia
Lineage: Eukaryota; Ciliophora; Oligohymenophorea; Peniculida; Parameciidae
Source: the annotation of a GenBank genome assembly
AUGGGAAUUGUUUGUGGAUAAAUUCCAAAAUCUAAAUCAAAAGAGUUCCAUGUUACAAAACAUUUGACAUAGUCAAUUAAAUAAGAAUAAGAAAAUGUAGAAUUUGAGGAUUAUGAUCAGUGUUUUUGCCCAUCCUUAACAAAGAAUUAUAUUUUAAAUCCCAGAUUUCUUAUUACAGAAGAAUCAAAAUAUGAAAAGGAAGAAUAAAAUCUUAAUAAUGAUAUUAUAAAGAAUUCUUCUUCAUAAUUGUCCUUAUGUAUUUAAAGUGAACCUAACAAUUUAAACGAAAUACAAGGAAAAUAAAGAAACUAAAAUAAAUUAAAGCCAGACAUCUAAAAUUCUAAAAGGAUGAGUUUAGAAUAGAGAUAUAAAAUUGCAACAUCACCUUCAUAAUUCAAAAAACGAAAUAGUAAUACUUCUCAAAGUCCUUUGGCAACAAUACUUUAAACAAAAAAUAAUUCUGCAAAACAAAAAGAACAAUUGAUUUUAACUAAAGGAAAACUAAAAAUAUCAAAUAAAGAUGUAAAAUAAGAAUGA